This is a messenger RNA of Osmerus eperlanus (European smelt), 1841 nucleotides long. It is a transcript of the gene tektl1, whose product is annotated as tektin like 1. The record is from RefSeq and is a predicted model, not a curated record. Lineage: Eukaryota; Metazoa; Chordata; Actinopteri; Osmeriformes; Osmeridae. The coding region runs from base 151 to 1536 and encodes 461 amino acids. The transcript has 8 exons.
CUUGUCGUAAACCCCCGGCGGUGAUAUGUGGAAUUAUGUUUGAACUUUAAUUUGUCAAAUAACCUGCGUUGCGUUUACUAAAAGCAAGAAGUAAUACCAUUUGAGGAAGGUGAAGCGGUAAAAUCAGAUUUUGAUUCAACCUAGUGCAAGAUGCCUGUUCAGUCGAUUGCUCUUGGUUCUGUAACAAUUGGACCACCGUCCUGGCGGGACAGCACAGUACGCUCUAUACGGGCCGCAGAAGACUUGGUGCGGAAAACCCAUCCUGAACGGUGGGGUAGCCGUAGGCCUACGCGUCCUAUGAGUUGUAACGUCGUUACUUUUUCUCAGACGCAUGCCGACACGGUUGAUAAAGCCUCUAACAAUGAAAAAAGCGAUACUGAGAAUCCCGUGUGGAACAAUGGGACAAGACCACAAACCACAGGAAGAAUGUACCGCCAUACAACAUUUGAGGCCCCGUUCCCACCUCCCAGCCUGCGAGAGCAGUGUGCAGAAGUCAGUGUGGGCCUAGCAUUUGAGUACAUGCGUGGUGUGAGGGAGGUUGAGGCACAGUUACGCAGAAAAACAAGCAAGGUGUCCAAAGAGGCCACAAAGCUGGAGAGAGAAAGAGGAAAUCUAGAGAAAGUGCUGCAGAGCCUGAAGCAUGACAUGCAGGUUAACAAGUGGAGUGUGGAAGGCAGGACCAUGAGACCAGCUUCUACUGAAUUGGAAAGAGAUGGUGCAGAUCACUUACUGGAGUGUGAAAAAAUGGAGCUGACUGAGCUGAAACGAGAGCUGGAAAGCACACUGAGAAACACAUUGGCACAGCUACAGAUCCUGGGGCAGAGUAGUAGGCAGCUGUUGGAGUGUGCCAGUGAAAGGUCUCGUGUAUUGGAGCUCCUUCCACACAGCGGCUCACUCUCCAGAGGAGCCUCUCCUUCUCAAGCCCUCAUCAAACCUGACCCUGCCGGUCCAUUCACUCCAAAUUGUAUGCAGGUCCUAAAGGCUUCCUUACUGGCUGUACAACAGUCACAGAAGCUGAGGGAGGACAUCAAACAGAUGGUCACUACUACCAUCGCCAGACAAAGGGCUGCACAUCGUACUGUCAAUGAUUGUCUUGUGCAGAAAAUUGCAGAGACAAUAACCCUAAAGCAAAACCUCCUUGUGAUGUCUGCAGCAACCAGACAGGCGAUUUUCCGUCAACAGAGGAAGCUCAACUGCAUUAGCCACAGUCAUAAUGCAGCACUGGGCCCAAAGAACAGUGGAGAUUUACUGUCCAGAGAGAAACUCAACAGGCCUAUUGUCCAGAUUUACCACAGACACCAUGGUACACAGUUACUUGAGGCGUCUCAUCUCCUGCAGGGCAGUGCUGUGCUGAGGCGGUGCCUGCAGUCAUCUGAGAAUGAACUUGCAAAGCUGCAGGGCUCUUGUCAGCAGUUGACAGAAAACCUGAAUGCCAAGAGGGCUGCAGCCCAAGUGGACUCAGCCGUGGUGAGGAUGAGACGUCGGCUCGUUGAUCAGCGGGCUGUUCCAAAAAUCCUCCAACAGGGCCUGUACUGAGACACUUGCAUUCGAAUGUAUGUUUUCUGCACAAAAAAUCAUGAUAUGGUAUCAAGUGAAAAGGGAACCAAUCUAGUUAGCUGAUUGCAUUUUCUAGAAAGAUUGUUUUGUUUGUUUUCAUAAUUUACUUUAAUUUGAACUUUAAUUUAAUCUUGAGUCUCUGGAACAUUAGAAUCAACUUUAAUAGGGCUCUGACUAUCACAGGAGAUGGAUUUGCUGGUUGUCAUCUCGAAAAAGACAAGAAAGGGAAUAGAAAUGUGUUCUCACCUGCCCCUUUACUGUGCUCACAGUAGGAUUCAUUCUAG